AUGGCCGCCGGCAAGGACACCACGAAAGGCAAGAAAGCCGCCCCCAAGGGCACCAAGCAGGCAAAUGCUGCUGCCAAGGCUGCUCUCAAGGGCUCGCACUCGCACAAGCAGCGCAAGGUCCGGUUGAGCACGUCUUUCCACCGACCCAAGACCCUAGUCGUCUCCCGCGCUCCCAAGUACCCCCGGAAGUCGAUUCCCCAUCUGCCUCGUCUCGACGAGCACAAGAUCGUCAUCCACCCCCUCAACACUGAGAGCGCCAUGAAGAAGAUGGAGGAGAACAACACGCUCGUCUUCAUCGUCGACGUCAAGGCCAACAAGGCCCAGAUCAAGCAGGCGCUGAAGAAGCUGUACGACAUCGACACCGUCAAGAUCAAUACCCUCAUCCGCCCCGAUGGUUCCAAGAAAGCCUACGCCCGUCUUACCCCCGACGUUGAUGCUUUGGACAUUGCCGCGAACAAGCUGUCUCUGGUGUAA
Molecule: messenger RNA, 474 nt
Organism: Drechmeria coniospora
Lineage: Eukaryota; Fungi; Ascomycota; Sordariomycetes; Hypocreales; Ophiocordycipitaceae
Product: 60S ribosomal protein L25
Exons: 4
Coding region: 1-474 (157 amino acids)
Biological process (GO): ribosomal large subunit assembly; translation
Cellular component (GO): cytosolic large ribosomal subunit; ribosome
Molecular function (GO): structural constituent of ribosome
Source: RefSeq, a predicted model, not a curated record